Messenger RNA from Caenorhabditis bovis, 735 nucleotides. NCBI's taxonomy places the organism in Eukaryota, Metazoa, Nematoda, Chromadorea, Rhabditida, Rhabditidae. The record is from the annotation of a GenBank genome assembly.
AUGUCGGAUCAAAAGACGACAAACACUCAAACGAUUGUAAUUAUAUCGUCCUUAAUACUGCUAAUCGUCGCACUUGGAUUACAAGCUGGAGGGGUUAUUUCGCCUAGUUGGCAAGUUGUAGAUAUUCGCGAGUUCCGUGCUACUCAUUUUCACGGGUUAUGGCUUGACUGCACUCGACCGCAGCUUCACUUGUUAUCAAAAAGCCAACGAGUGGACGAUUUACCAUUGCAUUGCACAUAUAAGUUUGAUUACUCUGCUAGCGAAAUUAUUGACGAAAACAUUCAAGAUAUUGAUCAAAAUAGCGCUGCUGGAGAGAGCGAGCAUCAUCAAUUCUAUGGAUGGCACAAAUUCACCCUUGGAUUUAUGUUAACUGCGCUGGUUUUGGCUUGUGUCUCUUUGCUUUGCGGAAUAUGCGCUCCGUGCAACUCUGCUUUAGCUGUUAUCUACGCAAUUCUUGUAGCCUUGACAGUCUUCACUUCAAUCUGUGGCGAUGCAAUUUUCUUUUUUGCUGCUCAUAGAGUUGACAGCCGUUUCGUUCAGGGACUAGUCGGAACUUAUGAACAAAUGAUUGGAAUGGCUUUCUACCUUCACAUCCUGGGAACACUGAUCUCUUUCCUCGCUUUUAUCAUGGCUGCAAUUUCUGCCUAUCAAUUGUUGCAAAAUAGCGAAAACGAACGGACAAUGCCGAUGCGUGAACUAGCUCCACUUCAUGAAGCUCGAUUUGCCAGAGUUUAA